AUUAUCCCCUUGCGGAAGGGAAAAUAAAAAAUAAAAAAAGGUCGUGUCACCAUUUUUGCUUUGUCAGCAACUUCUCACGAUUUCGCAUCCUCAACUGCUCACCCACUCAUCCUUCCUCCGGCCACUCCACGACACAUCCGCCAUGUCAUCUUCUCGCCCGGCGACAGCCGCUUUGUUGCGCGCGCUGAGGCGGACAACCACUUUAACAGCUCCACUCGCCGCCCGACAUGCGUUCCGCGCGGCUGCUGCGACACCGCUGCUCCGACCGGCCGCGGCCGCUGCGGCGUGUCACUCGACCUUCUCCUCCGUCUCGCCCGACGAGGUCGAGCACUUUAACGCCCUCGCCGCCGACUGGUGGGACCCCCACGGCUCCUCGCGCUUGCUGCACCUUAUGAACCCGCUGCGCCACGCCUUCAUCCGCGACUGCCUUGCCAGCCAGCCGGACGCACCCUCGACGCCCGCGCGCUUCCUCGACGUCGGCUGCGGCGGCGGCAUCUUCGCCGAGAGCGCCGCCCGCCUCCCCGACACGACCGCCGUCACCGCCAUCGACCCGACCCCCGGCGUCCUCGCCAUCGCAAAGGGCCACGCGCGCCGGGACCCGGCACUGCGGGGGAAGCUGGAGUACAAGGCCGCGACGAUCGAGACGCUGCCGGUGCCGGCGGCGGCGGCGGACCAGUACGACGUCGUCUCCGUGUUCGAGGUCGUCGAGCACGUAUCGUCGCCGGCCGAGUUCCUCGCGCGGUGCGAGCCCUUUGUGCGCCCCGGCGGGUGGCUCGUCGGCAGCACCAUCGCGCGCACCUGGGUGAGCUGGCUCACGACGAACCUCAUCGCCGAGGACCUGCUGGGCAUCGUGCCCAAGGGGACGCACGACUGGCGCAAGUACAUCGACGCCGACGAGCUCCGGGCCAUGUUCGCGGGCGCCGGGUGGGAGACGCCGCGUGUUGUCGGCGUCGUCUACGUGCCGGGGCUGGGGUGGAGGGAGGUCCAGGGCAGCGAGAAGGUCGGUAACUACUUUUUUGGCGUGAGGCGGGCCCGUAACGACGUCGACUGAGAUACGAAGGGGGAGACGACGUAAAAUGACGGUGUGCCGUCUGUGUAAUAACAAAAGAGAGAGGGGGAGUAUAAUGAUAUGUACUGUACAGUAGGCCCGGUGAUACCCUAGGCUGGCCGUGUUCGAAACAAAUGGACACCCAUAACCAUAAAACAAAACUCUAUCUAGGCUCUCUAUCCUUCCCUCCCUCCCUUUUUUCCCACAAAAGUCGACAUUGCCGACAGAUGGAAGUUCUAGUUGCGCUCCCUGCCCGCCCGGGUGUCCGGACCCCCCUCGGCUGUGCCGGUUGCACUGGUCCGACCCGUCAAGUGAUGUGUGAUGUGAUGACUGAGUUUGCACUCUGACUUUGCGGGCCGUUGUGGUGCUACCGUGCUGGCAACGCGCCACGAGCCGAGUUCCGAUUGCUAAUGCGAUUCCCUACCCGUGGUCUGAUGGGUGUGGGGAGAGAGGUCUGUGACCUCCAUGCCUGGCAUUGUGUGCACAUGCCUGGUACACAUGCCUGACAGUAUCAGAUACAAUCAGACGAGAAGAGACAAGAAGCAGAUUUCGCCACGGCGGCGGGACAUUGGCUCUGUGGGUCUCUGUGGUCAGUCACUGGAACGCCAAUCUAGAACAUGUGUUGUAAAAUGUGUAUCUCCCAUAUCUCCUUGGGUAGCCCAAGGUCGCCGUCCGUAUACACCAACAUGAUGAGGUAGGUUAGGUAGGCACUGAUACCGGCAGUGGCUUGCCCAAUCAGACGCGGUCGAAAUCAAAUAAGCUCGGGCUUAUCUGUUAUCAGGGGUGUGUUGUGAUGUAUGAGAGUAUCGAGGCGUCGGGGGGCGGGGACGGAGACGGGACAUGAAGACUGCUUUCUCUUUCUCCUAGGAGGCAAGAUGCCACAGUGGUCUCCCCACGCACAGCGGCGGCACCACCCCGGUCCCUCAUUCGCUCGCGGUUUCAGCAAUGGACGUGGGCGUGGGAGGUGAGAGCUUUCGUCGCGAAGACCAACAUCUA
Colletotrichum destructivum is the source of this 2044-nucleotide messenger RNA. Its product is annotated as Putative ubiquinone biosynthesis O-methyltransferase. The transcript has a single exon. The record is from RefSeq and is a predicted model, not a curated record. Gene Ontology annotation, molecular function: 2-methoxy-6-polyprenyl-1,4-benzoquinol methyltransferase activity. Gene Ontology annotation, cellular component: mitochondrion. The coding region runs from base 143 to 1051 and encodes 302 amino acids. Gene Ontology annotation, biological process: ubiquinone biosynthetic process. NCBI's taxonomy places the organism in Eukaryota, Fungi, Ascomycota, Sordariomycetes, Glomerellales, Glomerellaceae.